Molecule: messenger RNA, 920 nt
Organism: Zychaea mexicana
Lineage: Eukaryota; Fungi; Mucoromycota; Mucoromycetes; Mucorales; Lichtheimiaceae
Exons: 6
Coding region: 234-701 (155 amino acids)
Source: RefSeq, a predicted model, not a curated record
CAGGGAACGUAUUAUAUUGCUUUACCCAUUUCUGAGCAGUUCGAACGCGAAUACCAAGUCGCCGAGCAGCUGCUGCAGCACUCAUACACUUUUCAAUCUUCAGGUCAAAAAAUCUAACCUUAUCCUGGACGGUAUAGCGCACAUAAUCUCGUCUGGUAUUUGCCUCCUUCAUACAGACAUCUUCGUUUUUUGGUUUUUGUAUCAACAUUGGACAGCUCGGAAACGACUCAUUGAUGGGUGCAUCGUUCAAGUAUUCAUCCAUAGGCUCAGGACCACCAUUCUCAUUGACGACGUUUCCAUGCCCAUCUUCAAAUAGAAAUAUUGUACUCAUGUCAACUUCGAAUUCAAUUCUAACGGCACCGACUUCGGUUGUUGGAAGCACUGUAUGGCUGGACGCACCCUUUGAGUCAGCCUAUUUAUUUUUUCACAUGCGGAAUAGGAAAAGUGGCACACCACACACAGACACAGAGGCUCUUUUUGACAGACAGAAACGGAACAAACGAGUAAAAGGAACAGAGGCGGUCGGUCGGAGGUACCGGGGCUUGUGUCUAUCUUCUUUUAAGGAAACGAUGUGCACAGCAAAUAGAAGAGAGCGAGAAGCAGCAGCAACAGCAGCAGCAGCAAUAGUAGCAGAAGAACCGGGUGUACUGUUUAAAGUAUAUACCAGAGAGAGCAAACUAUGCCUAUUGCAGAGCUGUUGAAAAGAUGGGGUGAACCCAAAAAAAGACCCGGAGCGGAUACUGCAGCAGCUAGCACUUGGUGGUAAUAGUAGCUAGCUUCUAGUAGCAGCGACAGUUAUGGUUUAGCAUUCUCGGUUGGCACAAAAGUAUACCGGCGGAAGGAUCAGGAAGGAUGAUGAGAAGGAGGUGGGGGGGGGGUUACAUAGUGCACAAAGAGCCUCUUUUCGAGGUGUGUGUGUG